Messenger RNA from Zea mays, 1736 nucleotides. RefSeq lists its product as uncharacterized. The record is from RefSeq and is marked predicted. The transcript has 3 exons. Lineage: Eukaryota; Viridiplantae; Streptophyta; Magnoliopsida; Poales; Poaceae. The coding region runs from base 197 to 1444 and encodes 415 amino acids.
GUUUGUUGCAAGUCGCAAAGGUUUGCGCCGCCUGCCGGGCGUCGUCGGCUCAUCGCCGUCGGCGGUAGGCUUCUGCCUCCCCCGUCUCGAUACCUCUCCUUCGGCGAAGACUCGCAGGGAGGUCCCCACUUCAUCACCUCCGUUUCCUACCGGAAAAGGCAACUUCUGUCGGCCAUCUCAGUACUUUUUUUGGAAGAUGGAUCCAGAAGACUCUAGUGACUUUGAAGAGGAGGACGACGAAGAAGAAGAUGAUGACUUAAUGAUAUUCAUAUUGCCAGCGCUAUAUCUAGCAUCUACUGGAAUUGGAACUCUGGAUCAAACAUCUAUGGUUAGUGAUGGUACUGCGAUUGAAACUCCAAGUCAAGUAUCAAAGUUUAACGAUGCAGAAAGGAUUUGUAAAGUGCUUGAAGAUGACAGAGGCCAAGGCUAUGAUAAACUUCGUGUGGAGCCCCAUGUUCUCCUCGAACUUUCACGCUAUCUGAGGUCAAAUGAUCUUUUGAAAAAUACCAGAGGUGUUUCUGUAGAAGAGAAAAUUGGCAUGUUUAUUUACAUGCUAUCCCGAAAUGCUAGUUUUCAGAAACUAAGUGACAGAUUCAAGUACAGUACAGAAACUAUUCACAGGCAUAUCAAAGCAUGCUUUGAUGCAGUCACACCAAUGACUGGUGAAUUCGUCAGGCCACCUUCAAUUCAAGCCCACCGGAAAAUAUCAUCUGAUACACGUUAUGGGCCUUACUUUGAGAACUGUAUUGGAGCAAUUGAUGGAAUCCAUGUCCCUAUGACAAUAUCGGACAGUGAAGCAGCUCCAUACCGAAAUAGACAAGAAUCCCUUUCCCAAAACGUGAUGCUUGCUUGUGAUUUUGAUUUGAAUUUUGUCCAUGUUUCUUGUAGCCGAGAAGGGUCUGCAUCUGACGCAGCAGUCUUAUACUCUGCUAUAGAAUAUGGAUUUGAAGUCCCAAGAGGAAAGUUCUACCUGGUUGAUGGGGGUUAUGCGAACACGCCAUCUUUUCUUGCUCCUUUUAGUGAAGUUUCUUACCAUGCUGAAGAGCAAGAUGAGAGCAAUUUCCAACCAAUAGACUAUAGGGAGCUUUUCAAUCUUCGCCAUGCACAGCUGUACAGACAUAUCAAGCGUGCUGUAGGCCUACUGAAGAUGCGGUUUCCAAUUCUAAAUGUCGCAACAUCAUACCGAAAAGACACUCAACUGAAAAUUCCUUCAGCGGCAGUUGUUAUGCAUAACAUAAUUCAGAGACAAGGAGGUAGUGAAGAGUUGUUAUGUGAGCAAACAAUUCCAUUUGCGUCCCGUAAAACAGUGAAUCUUCCUAGUGGUGAUGACACGUAUGGUUAUGAUGUUUCAGCUUUCAACAGUGAAUGCGACAUGGGUAAUGCUUUGAGAGAUGGUAUUGCACUGAGGAUGUGGGCAGAUUAUGAAAGUAGUAUGUAUGUCUGAUUUCAGAAUAGAACAGGCUGGCCUUAAAGAAUAUUGAGGCAAGUAGAGGACAGCUUACUUUUAUGCUGCACAUAGGUGUUUGUCGUUGCAUGCUGCAUAUGCUUUUUACGACAUCCAGAUCCUUGCUUUUGAUGCAUUUCAGAUGUGAUUAUUCAAGUUUUCAACCAGUAAUGUUUUGCAGUUUGUACCGAGUUGAUUCCCACCUUAAGUUGGCUGCUUCAUAUCCUGCAUCUGUUAACCAAACUAGAUGUCUGAAAUAUAUGUAAAUGGGAGAGCUUGAUUAAGAGAUUUG